Messenger RNA from Pygocentrus nattereri (red-bellied piranha), 1040 nucleotides. RefSeq names its product EBP cholestenol delta-isomerase. The transcript is spliced from 5 exons. The coding region runs from base 220 to 921 and encodes 233 amino acids. Gene Ontology annotation, cellular component: endoplasmic reticulum; membrane. Gene Ontology annotation, molecular function: C-8 sterol isomerase activity; cholestenol delta-isomerase activity; steroid Delta-isomerase activity. The record is from RefSeq and is a predicted model, not a curated record. NCBI's taxonomy places the organism in Eukaryota, Metazoa, Chordata, Actinopteri, Characiformes, Serrasalmidae. Gene Ontology annotation, biological process: cholesterol biosynthetic process.
GGCUCAGUGGUGUGACUAUCUAUUGGGUACUGCAGCUGCGUGGCAUCGUGUGUGGAUUGCAUGUUCACUGUUAUUUAUGACUAGGGUGGUUUUAACACUUCGUCAGAAACGUCCUGAACGUAUUGAACUGUUCAUAAGCCUCCCAUAGUUUUACCUGUUGCAUUUUAGAGGCGACCCUGAGCAAGGACUGCGUUUUAAUAUUCUUGUUUAUCCUUAAAGAUGCCAAAGGCAGCAGCAGAAGCCAUAAGUCACCCCUUCUGGCCCAGGGACCUGUCCAUCCCAAACUAUGUAGAAAAUGACCGCUCCAUGUUGGAGAUUGUCACAUUCCUGUUCUCUGUGUCUGGGCUGUUGCUGCUGGUAGCUUGGGUCCUGACAGGGCAGAAGGUGGCCGGAGGAAGGCUGAGUGGAUGGAGAAGGUUGGCCCUGUGCUGGUUCACUGUGUGUGGCUUCAUCCAUGGUGUCAUUGAGGGCUGGUUCGCUCUCUACUACACCAUCAUUCCAGGAGACCAGAGCUUCCUCUCUCAACUCUGGAAAGAAUAUUCAAAAGGCGACAGCAGAUAUGUCAUAGCGGAUAAUUUCACUGUGUGCAUGGAGACAGUGACUGCAUGUCUAUGGGGACCUUUCAGUCUGUGGAUCGUUGUGGCCUUUUUGUUCAAUCGUCCCUACAGAUUCGUCUUGCAGCUAAUUGUAUCUCUAGGGCAGCUGUAUGGAGCGGUACUCUAUUUCUACACUGAACACAGAGAUGGAUACAUCCACAGCGAGUACGGCCAUCCCAUCUACUUCUGGUUCUACUUCAUUUUCAUGAACUUCCUGUGGAUUGUGAUCCCUUUCGUUCUUAUUUUGGACUCGUGGUGUCAGCUGUCAAGCACUCAGGCCUUGUCUGACAAAUCACUGCCCAAACACAAGUCCAAGUCCAAAUAAUUUAGAAAAGACCUGGAAAUGAUUGUGUUGUACACCGUUCUAGGUGAUAUCUAGGGAAUGUCAGAAUAAACUGUGUUUAGCCAUUUUUAUUUUCAUGAAUAAAAUCUAAUUCUCUUUUA